AUGACGCCAAAUAUAGUACAAAUUUCGUUCUUGAAAUAUCUGCUUCGACCUUGUGUUUUUUUGGAGCGUGCCAUUUGCAGAUCAACCUGUUCGAUCACUCCGCGCGAUAUGGACUAUCUAUUAGCUUUUGCGGCGCAUGAAUUUGCGAAUUUUCGGGAAUUAGAAGUCCGUUCACUACUAACAAUAAGCGGGUUGAGUCAGGACUGUAUCCCUGCGGAUACUGACUGGAGCGAUCCAUAUAUCAAAAUUAAACUCCCCAGUGACGAUGCUGCCGCAAGAUUUAUCGAACGCAGUAUGUUAGUUAAGUUUAUUUACUCGAUUUGGGCAUCUGCGUCCACUUUUGAUGAGCUCUUAUUAAAGAUUCCGGAGAUAUCACUAUCACUUAUCGACAAAUACUUGUACAGUACUUACUCUUACAAAGUUAUUGUUAGCUCUGUUAAUAAACGCAUUCCUCUGGAAGAUCGUUUACCGUACAUUAAAAGGUUAAUCGGUGCUCAUAUCGGCUCCUCUGCUCCAGUAUCACUCGAUAAUCCCGACUAUCAAUUGCACAUUAUUUUCGAAUUCACUAAGGCCAAGAGCCAUAAAAAUGAUCAGACACUUUUACGAGUAUAUUACGGUCGUGCAGUAGGAGAAAGUUCGCGGAGACGCAUUCUGAAUAAAUUCGAUCUGUCCAAACGCACAUAUUUGGGCAACACCACCAUGGAUGUCUGCCUAGCAGGAGUCAUUGCUAAUGCGUGCCUCUGUGGUCUUGGUGACAUAGUUUGGGAUCCAUUCCUUGGAACUGGUGGUAUGGUGUUGGCUGCGUCCGUUUGGGGAGCUUACGGUGCUGGCAACGAUAUCGACUAUGCCCUUGUUCACGGAAUUGGUGCCUCACCGAAAGCUGGACAGGGUAAGCGACACGUUGAUGAAUGCCUCCGGGCCAACUAUUGCCAAUACAGCCUGCUAUCGCGCUACUUAGACGUCCUGGUAGCCGAUUCGGCAUCCCUGGAUCGUCUGCUACGCUGUCCGUCUACUACGUCAGGCUUCUUCGAUGCCAUCGUCACAGAUCCGCCCUACGGCGUACGUGAGCGCACUUGCCGCAUCGCCAACGAGGCCAUUGAGAAGGAGCCUUCUAUGCAGACCACCAUGUAUAUCGACGAAAUUACCGGCGGAAAACAAUUCGCAUUGGUACCCGACAAAGAUGGGCUUGUCCCUGUUCCGCAUGAUUUACCUCACUUUCCGCACAAGGAAAACUACCCACUGCGGGAGAUUUACGGAGAUCUGUUGAAGCUGGCCAGCCUUUUCCUCAAGCCACAAGGCCGUCUGGUCUUCUGGAUGCCUGUGAACAAAAGCAAUCACAGUGGUCUGCCUCCUCUACCUACUCAUCCGCGCUUUAAACUUAUCAGUGCUUGUGAACAGAGUCUAAAUCGAUGCACCUCACGGUUCCUCCUGGUGAUGGAGAAGUUGUCACUCGAGGAGGUGGAUUUUUGCCCCUCGACGGGAUCGCCCAAUGCGACCAUUAAUGGGGACGGCACGAUCAACAGCACAUCUCAGGGGAUACCAUUGCAUUUGAAUUAUUUUCGGAAGGCGCACUUCUUGCCAAAGACGGAUUGA
Hydatigera taeniaeformis is the source of this 1593-nucleotide messenger RNA. Lineage: Eukaryota; Metazoa; Platyhelminthes; Cestoda; Cyclophyllidea; Taeniidae. The record is from the annotation of a GenBank genome assembly.